Molecule: messenger RNA, 2205 nt
Organism: Cannabis sativa
Lineage: Eukaryota; Viridiplantae; Streptophyta; Magnoliopsida; Rosales; Cannabaceae
Product: putative nuclear RNA export factor SDE5
Exons: 13
Coding region: 409-1884 (491 amino acids)
Source: RefSeq, a predicted model, not a curated record
AGACGAAAAGAUUCAGAGAUUUAAACACUCUUUCACUCUCUCUCUCUACUCUCUCUCUCUCUCUCUCCUUCUUCAUUCUUUCCUUUCCACCAUUAAAGACCAUUCCUUUCAUCCAAAUUCAUUAUCAGUAUCCAAAACCCAUCUCACACAUUCCCUCACUCUCCUAAUUAUUCACCAUACUCUCUUCUCUCUCAUUCGCUCAUUCAAUCAAGAUUUCUCUUCAGUUGGGUAUUCAUUCUUUGGAUAUUUUGCAUGUUGUUAAUUGAAGUUGAAGAGAAGACUGAGAUUUUAAAGGCUUAUUUGAUUUUUGGGUGUGGCAUUGUGUUUUUUAAGGAGAGAGAGAGAGAGAAAAGAUUCAUCUAGUUUGGUAAAUAAAGUAGCCGAGUUUGUAAAAGUUAAGUCUUAGGGAUGGCUGGAGGAACCACUAUUACGGAAGCUGUAAAAGAGUUUUCAAAGGAAAAUGGAUCUUUCCAUAAUAUGAAGAACCAAGGUAAAUCGGGUGUUAAUGGGACUGUGAGAGGUAAGGGAGAUUUACCGUAUGCAUUUUUCAGCAAAGAGCAGGAUAGUUCGUCUUCUUCUUGCUCGGUUGCAGUUGAUGGAGAAGAGAUAGGGGGGAUCGAAGAUUCUUUGGAAUCAUUAUGUGUUAGUGUCUCAGAGCGUUCAAAGUAUCGUUCUGCUUCUAUUGGUACCGUCUCAAGCAUUAUUGGCAAGGAUUAUGUGAAGACCGCACAAUUCAAACAAGGAUAUGUCAAAGCAAACAAAUCGAUGAAGCUAAACUCGAAGGUGUUGCCAGUAUCCGAACCUUUGAUAAGAGAAGCUAAGUUAAAUUCUGAAAAGGAUGAUAAUGUGCAUGACGACAUGGAGGAGUUUCUGUUCCAUAUGCUUGGAGAUGGAUUCCAGUUAGAGAGAGAUGUGAUUCGACAAGUUCUUGAUGCUUGUGGGUAUGAUAUGCCUAAGAGUAUGGAGAAAUUACUUGAUAUAUCCAUAGCAACUUUGGACGAAAAGAGCGAAUCUGAUAGUGGCUCCACUGACAAGUAUACAGGCUUGCAUUCGAAAGCUGAAUAUACUUCAUAUCAGAGGAAGUGUACAAGAUAUCCCGGGGGUACUACUACUGAGGAUACAGCUUCAAACUCAAGUGAAGAUUUCUCUGUUGUAGGAAAUCGGAAAAAUAAUCUGGAGAGGGAUAUACUGACUUCUUUAUUUUGUGCUCCCGAUACAAAUAAGAAUGAUUUUGUGUUACCUAAUAAAGUAAGAGUAAAAACAACAAAGUCGCGGGGUUUGUUUGGAGAUGCUGUGAAAGAACCUCUACAGGACUCUACACUAGAAGUAGAACAAAAUAUAACUUCGGUGCAGCCACGAAAAAAGGAUGAGUAUGAUCAAGAUGAGGAAAGGUACCAAGCUGUUCGUCGAGGUGUGAAGGAGAAUAGUGAACUGAUGAAGCAGUAUUAUAAAUCUGCUGUAGAAGCGUUGACAAAAGGCGAUGGUGAUCUGUUUGAAAAGCUAAAAGAACAGGGUGAGAUUUACUACAAAAAGGCUCGUGAAGCACACGAGGAGUCCUGUAAAAUGAUUCUCGAAACCAGCAAAGAUGUUGACACCGAAGAGGACAUGGUGGAGGACUUGCAGGAUUAUGAUGCAAAGGGAGCGGUACGGCUUUUGAAGGAUCUUCUUUCGUCACUUUCAGGCAUUUCAUCUAUCCAAUAUCUCAAGCUGAUCUUAGACUCGAAAGGGGAAGAAGACAGCUCCAAAGGACUUCGUAGAAGACGGGUUUUGAAGUUGUUGGAGAAAGAAUCCAUCGAGUGGACGGAGGAGGGAGAGAGUUCGGGAACGAUUUGUAUUCGGUUGGAUAGAAUCAACCCUAGACGUUUGAGUUUUGUCAAGAAGUGAAUUGCCUUCAAUUUUUUUUGAUCUUGGAAUCAAUUAAUUAGGGUGAGUUGAGUGGUUUCGAUGAUUGGAGUUUCGAGUUGAGAUAAUUACGAGUCGAGAUUAGGAUACGCAAAAAAUUGUGCACACACUCGCAAGUGAAAUCUUGUUAACUAUACCGUUAAAUUUUGUAAGGUGACAAAACUGCGAUAUCAUUGUGUGUAAAAAGUGUGUAUGCUACGUUGAGAUAGUUAUUACUCUAUUUUAGACAUUUAUGUAAGUUGGUUAAUUUGAUGUAAAAACACAAUAUAUUAUAAUAUAAUUACAUUGUCUUCAAAAGGCAAA